This is a messenger RNA of Cyprinodon variegatus (sheepshead minnow), 3210 nucleotides long. RefSeq names its product R-spondin-3-like (gene rspo3). The record is from RefSeq and is a predicted model, not a curated record. NCBI's taxonomy places the organism in Eukaryota, Metazoa, Chordata, Actinopteri, Cyprinodontiformes, Cyprinodontidae. Bases 812 to 1798 code for a protein of 328 amino acids. The transcript has 6 exons.
AGAAAGAGACAGCAGAAGGCUGAAGUCAUCAAGGGAGUGAAUGGGUCCUGCAGGCAAAGCAGAAAAGCGCUGAAAGUGCGGAGAUUUACUUUGGUUUAGACACAGCGAGCAGUAGGAGGAGGUGUCGGUUUUACAUCCAGAGCGGAACACUGCUGGGAAAGUCAGUUUAGUGACUCCUGAUAUUGACUCACUUUUUUUGUGUGUGUCUUACUUUAUGCAUGUCCGUUUCUGUGCGCGACUGUCUGCCUGCGGCUCAUGCAGACCUGAAUAAGCGCGCCUGGCGCAGAAAGGUAUCCAUACACAGAGACGCACGGCGCAUCUCCACCAAAUCAGAGGGAGUUCUCACAAAUGGAUUAAACUUUUCAGGCUUUUUCAGCAGUUUAAAGCCUUCCUAUUACAUUAUUACACACACAGGCCUUCUGAUGUUUAAUACAGUUCUUCUUUUUGUGCGCAACAGAUAAAAUUGGAGUGUUUUUUUACGCGCGUUUGCUUUUGUAAAGGAAAUGUUUCCCAUCGCUGGAAGGAUAACGAACUUCUAACUAGGACGGGUUUUCUCGGCACAUAUGUGGACCCUAUCCAGGAUGUUACAGUCUAAACGGCCCAGGCAUCAUUGGGCCACGGUACGCUACAACCACCACAUAACACCACACAGCUGGGCUGCGUCCUGCUGCGUUUAGGAGUUUAUCGCGCUCCAGCUUCAACCUCCUUUAGGCUGAGGAAAACGAUCAAAAGCAAAAAGAAAGAAGAUAAAACGCCAACGUGUUUUGGUGAACUUUAAAAUUGGCGUUACGAGUCUCAUCUCUGGGCUACUAUGCAAUUACAACUGAUCUCAUUUGUUCUGAUCAUCUGGAACUGCAUGGAUUACACUGGUUGUCAGCCGCACAGCAGCUCCAGGCACCGGCAGCACAAACCGAUAUCCGGUGGGAGCUCAGGGUGCCAGCAAGGUGGCUGCCUGACCUGCUCUGACUACAACGGCUGUCUGUCCUGCAAGCCUCGUCUCUUCAUGCACUUGGAGAGGAUCGGGAUGAAGCAGAUCGGAGUGUGCAUGACUUCCUGCCCUCCUGGCUUUUACGGCACCCGGUCCCCAGAGAGAAACACCUGUACAAAGUGCAGGUCAGAGUGUGACUCGUGCUUUAACAAGAACUUCUGCACGCGCUGCCGAUCAGGGUUCUACCUUCACCUGGGCAAGUGCCUGGACAGCUGCCCAGUGGGCAUGGUCCACAGCAAUGCACAAAGGGAGUGUGUCCCCAGAUGCUCUGCAGAGUGUGAAUCAUGUGUGAACAGCGACACAUGCACAAGGUGCCGGCCAGGGCUUUAUCAGCUGAAUGGAAGGUGCUACCACAUCUGUCCAGAUGACUAUGAGCCCAACGACAAACUAAUGGAGUGCACACCACAAGUGCACUGUGAGGUGGGCGAAUGGAGCGAGUGGAGCCCCUGCUCUAGGUCAGGCAAAACCUGCGGCUUCAGGCGAGGCCAGGAGACCCGCACAAGACAGGUCCUGCAGUAUCCGUCGCCUUUUGGGAAUCCCUGCCCUGACCUCUCUGAGGUCAAUAACUGUCUGGUGAAGAAGAAGAGAUGUCCAGGACGGAAGAAGAACGACAGAAGAGACAGGAGGAAUCGCAACAACCGCAAAGACAAGGAAACCCAAGAGGUGCGGAGGGAGAGGAAGAGGGAGCGUGAGCGGGACAGGGACACCAGUGAACGUGAGGACUCUGACAACAGAAACAAAACGGAGCACAGACACCGAAGAGGCAAUGACUCACAGACAGUCUCUCCUGGAGACGGCCUCGUGCAAUAAAGCUGGGGACAGACGAAGACAUCCUCUGGUUGUCUCCCCAUCCUUCCUGCUAAUGGCAUCUCUCCCUUACCAACUAUCUCGCCUCUCUUUGACCCCUCUUUACAGGGGUGUUGCUGCUACUUGUAUGGUUUCAACAGACCGUUCUGACAUCAGUGUUAUGGGGCACAUUCACAGACUUUAAGAAGCCCUUUUGAUCUCAUAAACUGCAUCAUCAUCGCACAAAGUGUAUCCUGUGAAAGCUUUAGUGGACACUGCUGUUGAGAAACUGGGAACAGUCUGGCACAGCAGAGGACUGGGACAGACUAAGACAGAGACAUUUGCUUGUUUAUAUGGUUAUUUAAUGGAGCCCUGGUACAAUAUUGUGUAUCUUUGGUUUCAAAAUGUAGAUUACAGUGAUUUCCAAAGGUAUCUGUAGCCCCUGAACGUGUUUUUUUUGCAUUUUAUUACAUUAUAACUCAAAACUUUAUACUAAUUUAUGAAGUUCUGUGCUCGACCAACAAAAAUGGGGCAUCAUUAUUAAAAGGAAUAAAAGAAAUCACAAUUUUAAUAUUUUUCAUACAAAUAAAAAUCCAGAAUAGCUCAAGCUGUAUUUGCAUCCUGCCUUCAUUUAAUCCAGUUUUAAUCUAGUGCAACAUUAGAACUCAUCAAAUUUGUAAAAAAUAAAAAUAAGAAAGAAUCCAAAUGUUAAUCAUUUAAUCUGAUUACAAUGCAGUUGUUCAAUGAAGGCCUCAUAGAUUUCUUAGAGAACAGAACAAAAAGCAUCUUAAAUACCAAGGAGCAUAGCAGACAGGUCAGGAGUUUGAUGCAAUGGUUGGGUUGUAAACAACAUCCCUAACUUCAUGUGAUGUACUGUUCAAAUCAUCUUUCCAAAGAUUGGAAGAGGGGAAAAACGAUUGCAAUUGCAAACCUAGCAAGAUAUAAAUGUCCAGCUAAACUGGCUAAAAGGAGAACAUCAAUCCAAAAGCAGCCUAGAGGUCCAUGGUGACUCUAGAAGAGCUGCAGAGAUCCUUAGUUGGCGUUGAUGGAACAAAGCUCUGAGGAGUCCGGUUUAAUGUUCACCUCCAGCUGCGUAGAAGUACAUGGCAUACAUGGAGUGAAAGAUGUAUUUGGAUGUGACCAAAAUCAGCUAUUUAUGCCACAUUCGCUACAGAGGUAAGAGGAACACUAAACAUCUCCAUUAUGAUCCAAACCCACAAUCAGGAAAAGCAGCAGCACCAGCUUGGAUUGGGAACAGAUCAGAAUAGAUGGAUGGAGCUAAACAUGAAACCACCCUCUAAGAACACCAGCUGGAGGCAGCAGAUGACUGAAUCCUGCAGGCAAUUCAGUUUGUUUUUUUGGGAAAAAUUAAAAACCAUCUUUCUUUUACCUUUUUCACAAAUAUUCUCCACUUGUACAUCAGUCACAUAAAAAAA